Artibeus jamaicensis (Jamaican fruit-eating bat) is the source of this 198-nucleotide messenger RNA. Its product is annotated as dolichol phosphate-mannose biosynthesis regulatory protein-like. Gene Ontology annotation, biological process: GPI anchor biosynthetic process. The record is from RefSeq and is a predicted model, not a curated record. The coding region runs from base 1 to 198 and encodes 65 amino acids. Gene Ontology annotation, molecular function: enzyme regulator activity. The transcript has a single exon. Gene Ontology annotation, cellular component: endoplasmic reticulum membrane; dolichol-phosphate-mannose synthase complex. Lineage: Eukaryota; Metazoa; Chordata; Mammalia; Chiroptera; Phyllostomidae.
AUGGUUACAGGGACAGAGCAGGUGGUGGGACUCAGCCUCAUCAUCCUCACCUACCACACUGCCUGGAUGGCUCUCUUGCCCUUCAUUGACAGCUGGCAGGUUUUCCCCAAGCAUUUCCUGCCCCGAGCCUAUGCUGUUGCCAUCCCAGAAGUCGCAGGCCUCCUGCCACUACUGUUUGUGGGAGUGUUCAUCACCUAG